UACCUGUUUAAUUAUGAAUCAGUAUUAAAAGUCAGAGUGCGGUGGUUCGACUGUGAGGCAGGAGUUCAGAUAUUAGUUACGUUUUGUUAGCUAGUUAACGUUAGCAUCAUGCUUUCAGGUACUACGCAUGACAUGUCUUAUUACUAACGUUAGCUGUCUUUGCUAGCAGUACAGACGGUCUUAUUUUGUUAUAUGAGUUGCGUACAAUUUAAUUCCUAUAAAGUAACAUGUUCGGUCAUUGGAGGGAAAUACAUUGACCCAAAACUCAGACACAGAAUUGUUUUAAAUAUAAAAAUAUAACGAAGUGCAUUAACUCAAAUUCAGUACUUACAGUCCAAAUCUUAGAGCUUGUGGACAAAUGUAUCGGCUCCCGAAUUCACAUCGUCAUGAAAACCGACAAAGAAAUCGUCGGCACCCUGCUCGGUUUCGACGACUUUGUCAAUAUGGUCCUGGAAGAUGUGACAGAAUUUGAAAUCACACCAGAAGGAAGGAGGAUAACCAAACUGGACCAGAUCCUCCUCAACGGCAACAACAUCACCAUGCUCAUACCUGGAGGAGAAGGUCCUGAAGUAUGAGAUCACUGAAGGCUGAGGACUGAUGCCUUUACUUUAUGUUCCUUAGUUGACUAUCGUUAUUGUUGCAUUUGGAUCAUUCCCUCUUGAUCUGGAGUUAGGAAAAUAUUUUUGUAAGAUUCUUAAUUGAGUAUUUGUUAUAAAGAAAGUUAAAUUAGAAGUGUAUCAUGAAUCACACGCGACAAACUGUUUUUCUUUUUACAAAUAAAUGCAAAUCGCACAGUUUGAAAAAAA
Molecule: messenger RNA, 806 nt
Organism: Cottoperca gobio
Lineage: Eukaryota; Metazoa; Chordata; Actinopteri; Perciformes; Bovichtidae
Gene: lsm5
Product: LSM5 homolog, U6 small nuclear RNA and mRNA degradation associated
Exons: 5
Coding region: 387-575 (62 amino acids)
Biological process (GO): mRNA splicing, via spliceosome
Cellular component (GO): Lsm1-7-Pat1 complex; U4/U6 x U5 tri-snRNP complex; U6 snRNP
Molecular function (GO): RNA binding
Source: RefSeq, a predicted model, not a curated record